Messenger RNA from Daldinia caldariorum, 768 nucleotides. RefSeq lists its product as uncharacterized. The record is from RefSeq and is a predicted model, not a curated record. The coding region runs from base 303 to 479 and encodes 58 amino acids. The transcript is spliced from 3 exons. NCBI's taxonomy places the organism in Eukaryota, Fungi, Ascomycota, Sordariomycetes, Xylariales, Hypoxylaceae. Gene Ontology annotation, molecular function: structural constituent of ribosome. Gene Ontology annotation, biological process: translation. Gene Ontology annotation, cellular component: ribosome; mitochondrion.
GUGCCUAAGAAGCUUUUCCGCGGAGAACCCUUUUACGUGCAUAGAUGCAUUAGGUACAUAUACAAUUAUGUACACUACGUUAGGUAAGGAUAUGUAGGUACCUACAUGUAGGUAUCAAAUGUGGCUUGAGUUUUCCAGACAUACAUGUACAUCGGUACUUCCAGCACCAGCCACAACAACCACCAAAAGCCCCACCAAAAACUUCAUCGCAUUCAUUCGGAUUCUCGAUUGCAGUGACAUCGUCAAUCUGCAACUCCUCAACCCUUGCCUGUCAACCGCCCGACGGUCGCUCAAUCUAGACAAUGGCGAAGAAACCAAAGGCCCGUCUGCUCUCCGUGCGCCUUCUCUCCAUGGCCAUGACCGGUUUCUUCUACACCUACUCCCGCCCGCGGACGUCACGGCCCAUGAGCAUGCUCAAAUACGACCCCAUCGUUCGGAAAAAGGUACUAUUCCUUGAACAGAAGCGGAAAGGGAAAUAAAUAGUCAGGAACCGACCCCUCGUCUUAUAAGACACAAAGUCUCCCUUCUGCGAUGAGACGUACCUAUCGUACGGGACCGCGGCCGCCCGCUCCUCUCGAGGGUUCUCGGAUACGUAGAAGCUUUAGUCUGAAUAGACUCUUUACGAAUAUCUCCAAGAAUUAAAUGUAUAUAUAUACCUACCAAUGUACAGUACUCCGAUUAGAGCUGUUCCAUGAUGGCUUCUACACACCUUUGCCAGGUAUUAGACGGCGCGCAACAUGGGAAAUAAAAGAUCUAUUACUAUAUUAG